ACUUUUAAUUACGAUAAUUAUGGCGCGACGACACAGACAUAUGAUUGCUUAUAGAAUAUUAUUCGUCAUAGUAAUACCUGCUAUGUAUUUUCUUUGCGUAAGUAUCGCUGGAUAUAAUUCCAAGGAUCCAACAUCAUUGACCGGUUAUAACAAAAUUCAUCCACGAAGACUCUUGCAAACGGUUGGAAACGUACAACAGGAAAUAAUAGAAGAAAAUUGUACAGCACCGGCCAUUGACGAAUUCCCAUCAGAUGGAUUUACUCGAGUAGAACGACAAUCGGGUUUCAUAGCAAUUCAUUUCGCCAUAGCUAUUUAUCUCUUUUUACUUCUUGCUAUCGUCUGCGAUGAUUUCUUCGUACCAUCGAUAAAGAAAAUAUGUGAGAAGAUGAAAUUGAGCGAGGACGUAGCCGGUGCAACUAUUAUGGCAGCAGCUAGCUCAAGUCCAGAAUUAUUCAUCAAUGUUGUUGGAACUUUCAUAACUGAAGGGGAUUUAGGUGUAGGCACGAUUGUUGGUUCCGCUGUGUUCAAUAUACUUGCAGUACCAGCUUGUUGUGGAUUAUUUGCUAAACAGGCAUUACAACUAGAAUGGUGGCCCAUAACACGCGACACAUUGGCAUAUGCUUUCACUGUACUUUUAUUGAUCAUAACACUUCGAAACGGUCGUGUCGAGUGGUACGAAGGCUUGAUUCUCAUUUUAUUUUAUAUCCUUUACAUUUCGGCCAUGUGUUUCGACGGAAGAAUCGGUGGAUAUCUAAAACGUGUCACGUCAAGGAGGAAACCGUAUAAAAACAUUUCCGAAAAUAGUCCACUACUUCCUUCUAACAUACAUACGAAAAACGUCGACAUCGAGAGUUUCGGUACGAGCGAAGAGGAAGAAGCACUUGAAAUCGUAAGUAUGACAAGUUGGCCGAGCUCGAAUGGCGAAAAAAUAUGGUGGCUAUUAACAUGGCCCAUCAAUCUGGUACUGCUCGUUACCAUUCCAGAUUGCAGGAGACCCAAAUUAAGAUCAUGGUAUCCUCUUACAUUCAUAAUGUGCAUUUUAUGGAUCGCUAGUACGUCUUACGUGGUGGGAUGGGUGAUUACGAUUAUUGGUGAUACAUUCAACAUUCCUGACUCGAUAAUGGGAUUGACUUUCCUCGCCGCUGGAAUGAGCGUGCCCGAAGCUGUGUCUAGCGUUAUUGUAACAAAUCAAGAUAUGUUUAUUAUUUUUAAAGGUCUCGGAUCAAUGGGAAUAAGUAAUUCAAUAGGUUCAAACGUAUUCGACGUGUUACUUUGCUUAGGAUUACCAUGGUUUGUGAAGAGUGCCAUAAUGCCAACUAUUCCAGGAGAACAUAGCGUUAAAAUUAAUUCACAAGGUCUCGUUUAUAGUUCUGUAUCUUUGUUCUCAACAUUAUUCGUCUUAUACGUCUCACUCGCGUGUAAUAAAUUUAAAUUAAAUCGUGGUAUAGGUAUAACAUGUCUUAUAACAUAUGCCAUAUUUUUAGUAUUCGCAUCGGUCAUAGAACUUAAUAUCUUUUUCGUCGUCAAUUUACCUAUAUGCAAACACUGACGAUAACUAUCGUGUGCGCGCGAGUUUCUUUCUAUCUUUCUUUUUGUUUUAUUUCUAUCUCUCUUUACGCGUGCACGCUUCUUAUGCAAAGGCAAAGUAAUUUAAAGUACAUAUGUAUGUAUUAAAUACAAACGAUUCGAUGGUGCUAGUCAAUUAUUUGUAACAUGUCCAUUUAGUACAUUACGAUUCGUUAUUUUUAAAUUAACAUGAAUCUGAAUGUAUUUUUUAUUAAGUAAUUCCUUUUAUUUUUUAAUCAAACGUAUACUUGUUAGUAAUUUUCACACUAACAAUAAGUACUUAAAGAAGAGUGUAUAUAUAUACAUAUAUAUAUAUACACAUGAAAGUGUAAAUAUAUGAUAUAUAUAUAUAUGGUAUUUUAUUUACCUUUUACAUAAUAAAGAACAUUAAAGAAAGAUAUUAAAUUUGAAAAGGAAGUGCUCAUUCAUCACACAUAGUUCGGUGUUAAUAUUCUUAUUGGAUUGUCAAACGGUGACAAUGAUUCUCAAAAGAGAAUACAAUUAAAUGUAGAUCUGG
Molecule: messenger RNA, 2083 nt
Organism: Polistes dominula (European paper wasp)
Lineage: Eukaryota; Metazoa; Arthropoda; Insecta; Hymenoptera; Vespidae
Product: sodium/potassium/calcium exchanger 4
Biological process (GO): calcium ion transmembrane transport; intracellular calcium ion homeostasis
Cellular component (GO): plasma membrane
Molecular function (GO): calcium, potassium:sodium antiporter activity; calcium channel activity
Source: RefSeq, a predicted model, not a curated record